This is a messenger RNA of Durio zibethinus, 1269 nucleotides long. It is a transcript of the gene PDF1A, whose product is annotated as peptide deformylase 1A. Gene Ontology annotation, cellular component: mitochondrion; chloroplast. The record is from RefSeq and is a predicted model, not a curated record. Gene Ontology annotation, molecular function: peptide deformylase activity. Gene Ontology annotation, biological process: N-terminal protein amino acid modification; peptidyl-methionine modification. NCBI's taxonomy places the organism in Eukaryota, Viridiplantae, Streptophyta, Magnoliopsida, Malvales, Malvaceae.
GUUUUCUAGGCCCAUCGGAAGCUCAAAUUCAGAAUAAACCAAACUGAUCCCAAAAGAAAAGUUGAAAAAGAAACCCAAGACCAAGACAAAUUCAAGUCAAGCUGAAAUUGAGGCCCAAUCUUAGAAUCCAAUAGUAAUGAACAAACAGUUGCCAUUCGGCCAUUGCCCUUAAACCCUUUAGCUUCAAAAAACCCUCCUCUCGAACCGUGAAAUUACGCCCACAGGCGACCAUGGAAGUAUUUCACAAAUUCUCACUUCGUCUCUUACCGGCAACUUUUAGCCUGAACCCCGCCAAAUCAGCCCCGCUGUAUCUUUCGACCAGAAUACCCGUUUUGAGACCCACAUUUCCCAACCUGGCCCCACGCUUGAUUCCCCCGAAACCUCUUUCUUCCUCAGCGGUUGCCAAAGCAGGUUGGUUUCUGGGUCUUGGAGAAAAGAAGAAAACGAGCUUGCCCGAGAUAGUUAAAACGGGUGAUCCGGUUUUGCAUGAACCGGCCAGGGAGGUUGACCCGGCUGAAAUUGGGUCGGAGCGGAUACAGAAGAUAAUUGAUGAUAUGGUUCGGGUUAUGAGGAUGCCUCCUGGUGUUGGUCUUGCAGCUCCGCAAAUUGGAAUCCCAUUGAGAAUCAUAGUGUUAGAGGAUACAACAGAAUAUAUUAGUUGUGCGCCCAAGGAAGAGAUUAAAGCGCAGGAUAGACGCCCUUUUGAUCUUCUGGUUAUCAUAAAUCCAAAGCUUAAAAAGAAGAGCAAUAGGACUGCACUAUUUUUUGAAGGUUGUUUGAGUGUUGAUGGAUUCAGAGCAGUUGUGGAGCGACAACUUGAUGUUGAAGUCACAGGUUUGGGUCGUGAUGGCCAGCCUAUCAAAGUCGAUGCUUCAGGCUGGCAGGCUCGCAUUUUGCAGCAUGAAUGUGAUCAUUUGGAUGGAACACUCUAUGUAGAUAAGAUGGUCCCAAGAACAUUCAGAACUGUUCAAAAUUUGGACCUGCCUCUUGCUGAGGGGUGUCCACAGCUUGGUACCCGCUAGCGUCCAGUCCAAAGACGCACGAGAAAUGAAGGCUUAAAGCUAGUUUAUGAGGCUUCAAAGUAAUAGAUAUGGUUUCUGGUUACACCUCUCAUUCAAGUUGACAGCAUUGGAAGUCAGUGUUCAAGGAUUUCCUUGAAUGGAAUGCAGAGUCUAUUCAUUCACGGCAUUUUAAAUAUUUGGGUUUGAGCUGUUCAUGCACUGCAGACUAAUUCAAAGAAAGUAUCCGUUUAGUGUUGAAUGCUCUUUC